CAAGGUGAGAUAUUUAGUGAAUUGGUUCAAGCUUGGCGGGGCAGCAUGAAAUAAGAAUGGAUGAUGUUUUCUUACAACCCAAAGCCGCAAUUACUGCCGAGUUUUAGUGUCGUAAAACGUUGUGUGGUGUCACUACCACACCCAACUUCAUCUUCAGCCACCACAAACUCCCUCAAUGCCAUAAUCAACCACCAUUCAUCCCAAGGUGCUCACCGGCAAGUUCUUGUUACCUAUGCCUCUAUGCUCAAAACCCAUGUCCCUUCUGACGCCUACACCUUCCCCAGCCUUCUCAAAGCUUGCUCUUCUCUCAACCUCUUUUCCCUCGGUCUCUCCCUCCAUCAACGACUCCUUGUUAAAGGCUUGUCUCUUGAUCCCUACAUUGCCUCUUCUUUGAUCAAUUUCUACGCCAAAUUUGGGUGCGUCGAUGUUGCUCGCAAAGUUUUCGACUUUAUGCCCGUGAGGAACGUUGUACCUUGGACCACCAUUAUUGGCUGCUACUCGCGCAUGGGCCAUGUUUCUGAAGCCUUUUUUCUGUUUGAUGGAAUGCGUCACCAGGGAAUUCCACCCAGUGGCGUUACCGUGUUGAGCUUGCUGCUUGGAGUUUCUGAACUUGCUACCGUGCAGUGUUUGCAUGGUUGUGCAAUUUUGUGUGGGUUUGUGUCUGAUAUAAACUUAUCAAAUUCUUUUCUGAAUGUGUAUGGGAAGUGUGGAAACAUUGAUGAUUCUAGGAAGUUGUUUGAUCACAUGGAUGAAAGGGACUUGGUUUCGUGGAAUUCUUUGAUCUCAGCCUAUUCUCAGAUUGGGAAUCUAUGUGAAGUUUUGCUACUUCUCAAGACGAUGAGGGUACAAGGAUUUUUGCUUGAUCUGCAGACUUUUGGGUCUGUCUUGUCUGUGGCUGCAUCAAGGGGUGAGUUGAAAUUGGGAAGGUGCUUGCAUGGGCAGAUUUUAAGAGCUGGUUUUGACUUGGAUGCACAUGUUGAAACAUCGUUAAUUGUAACGUACCUAAAGUGUGGGAACAUUGACAUUGCAUUUAGAAUGUUUGAACGGAGUUCAGAUAAAGAUGUAGUUUUGUGGACAGCAAUGAUCUCAGGCCUUGCGCAGAGUGGGUCUGCAGACAAAGCACUAGCUGUUUUCCGACGGAUGUUAAAAUUUAGAGUGAAGCCAUCUACUGCUACUAUAACUAAUGUAAUCACAGCUUGUGCACGACUUGGGUCUUGUAAUCUGGGGACAUCGAUUCAUGGCUAUAUACUAAGGCAGGAAUUACAGAUGGAUAUUGGUGUUCAGAACUCUCUUGUUACCAUGUAUGCUAAUUGUGGUCGCUUGGACCAUAGUUCCAUAGUAUUUAAUAUGAUGGACAAAAGGGAUUUGGUUUCCUGGAAUGCUAUGGUUGCUGGAUAUGUUCAAAAUGGUUAUAUUUGUAAGGCCAUGUUCCUUUUUAAUCAAAUGAGAGCUGGUCAUCAAACACCUGAUUCAAUAACCAUUGUUUCCCUCCUACAAGGGUGUGCGUCCACUGGACAACUUCACUUGGGAAAAUGGAUCCACGGUUUUGUGAUAAAAAAUGGCCUUAGGCAAUGUAUCUUGGUUGACACUUCUUUGGUCGACAUGUACUGCAAAUGUGGCGAUUUGGAUACUGCCCAGAGAUGUUUCAACCAGAUGCCAAGUCAUGAUUUAGUCUCAUGGAGUGCCAUAAUUGCAGGAUAUGGCUAUCAUGGCAAAGGGGAGAUUGCAUUGAGGUCAUACUCAAAGUUCCUGGAAAGUGGGAUGAAACCCAACCAUGUGAUAUUCCUCUCAGUCCUAUCUUCAUGUAGUCAUAAUGGACUUGUAGAGCAGGGCUUGAACAUAUACGAAUCAAUGACCAAAGAUUUUGGGAUUGCACCAAAUCUUGAACACCAUGCUUGUGUAGUGGAUCUCCUCUGUCGAGCUGGGAGGGUAGAGGAGGCACUCAACGUGUACAAGAAAAAGUUCUCAGAUCCCGUUCUCGAUGUUUUGGGCAUAAUCCUUGAUGCUUGUCGAGCAAAUGGGAAUUGUAAACUUGGUGAUACAAUAGCUAAUGAUAUUCUCCUGCUGAGGCCUACGCAUGCUGGAAAUUUUGUACAGUUAGCGCAUUGUUAUGCUUCAACAAACAAGUGGGAAGAAGUGGGUGAGGCAUGGACUCAUAUGAGAUCUCUUGGCUUGAAAAAAGUUCCUGGUUGGAGCUUUAUUGACAUACAUGGGACCAUCACUACUUUUUUCACUGAUCACAACUCACAUCCUCUGUUUCAAGAAAUAGUUGAUACACUAAAAUUUUUGAGAAAGGACAUGAUCAAAAUGCAGGAAGUGGACAUUAACCUUGAAAGCAGCCACAUGAUAUCACAAUAGCGUGCUGAAAUGUUAUAUCUAAUUGGAAUUUUGUCCACUUAUGAAAUGUCCUGUGAGCCUCAAUGUUUUUGAAUUUCCGUAGAAGAUUGUGACCCAUUCACUUUCUUUUCUUUUACAGUUUUGGGUUGACAUGGCAUCAGGUAUCUAGGCAGAUGACUUACCAUAAAUACAUUCAAAAGAGCUUUUAGCAACAUCCCAACAUUUUUAGCAUGGAAAAGGGGUUGCACAAGACAAGGAUGCAGAAAGAGGAAAACAGAUAGAUUUGUAGAUUAUAUAAUAUGAUAAAAAGAAUAGAAAAUAAAAUAUAAAUAUAGCUAAGAUGAAGGUACAUGUGUAUCAUUGUUCAAGAAUAAAUACAUGUAACUUACUCCUACUCUGGAAGAGACAGCUUUUGGGAUUCGAACCUGCAACCUCCAAAUUCCAAACCAACCUUAUUGUUUUAUCAAG
Molecule: messenger RNA, 2805 nt
Organism: Vigna umbellata (rice bean)
Lineage: Eukaryota; Viridiplantae; Streptophyta; Magnoliopsida; Fabales; Fabaceae
Product: Tetratricopeptide repeat (TPR)-like superfamily protein
Biological process (GO): RNA modification
Molecular function (GO): RNA binding; protein binding
Source: RefSeq, a predicted model, not a curated record